Messenger RNA from Epinephelus fuscoguttatus (brown-marbled grouper), 2522 nucleotides. RefSeq names its product mucin 3A, cell surface associated (gene muc3a). NCBI's taxonomy places the organism in Eukaryota, Metazoa, Chordata, Actinopteri, Perciformes, Serranidae. The transcript has 12 exons. The record is from RefSeq and is a predicted model, not a curated record. The coding region runs from base 666 to 1775 and encodes 369 amino acids.
CCGACCAAACUGAUCCAACGGCUGCAGUUCUAUCCACUGCAUCCAGUAAUCCCACUGCAACUUCUGGUCAAAAUGGAACAACAGUGUCAGUGUUAUCAACUGUGUUUACUAAUGCGACUUUUGUCUCAACCACUGAAUUAACCACAUCAAGUAACCCCACAGAUGGCACGUCAACAACCUAUCUAUCUAGUACAACUGUGGUAACAACUGGGCAAAGUCAUGCCACCCCUUUCCCUGAUCAGACUGGUACAACACAGUUAUCUUCUGAGCAAACUGGUGGCACAUACUCAACCCCUCAAUCAGGAUCAACUGUAGUAACACCAGUGCAACCAAACACACCGUCUUCUAACCCAACUUUGCAGCCACCAACUACAGCCACAACUAAACCACCUACAACUCCUUCACCUCAGCCAAGCAGUGGACCAACAAUUUCCACACGAGAGCCAUUACAAUGUCAGAAUGGAGGAACUUACAAUGGCUACAACUGCACAUGUCCUACUGGGCUCAGUGGAACUGUUUGCCAGUUUGUUAAAGUUUAUGCUGAGCCAGUUACCUUCAAGCGAACAGUAGUGGUUAAUUUGGUCAUUGACCAGGAAUACAAUGUAAAAUAUGACGAUGAAACUUCACGUGAAUACAAAGAAUUUGUUGGAAACUUCACCAACCAGAUGGAGAAAUAUUACCUAGCAAAGAAGAUCGCACACUUCAAAGAAGUUGUGGUAAUUAGUGUCAGCCGUGGAGCCCCUUUGGUCAGAUUCUUACGUAACCCUGUGGAUGAGAGGCAGUUAUGGGACAAAGCCAUGGCUUUCCACAGUAUCACACCAAGAACAGAAAGUGUUAAUGUCACACAUGAUGUGGUUCUGGGGAUUCCAAAUAAUGCUAGUGCUGAACAACUAUAUUGGGAAGAUGUUGAAGCAAUUGUCGAGGUUGUUGAAGGCCUUGACAGCUGCACAGGAGAGUGUCCGGAUUUCAACACCACCGCUCCGCCCACAGUGACUACAACAGAGGCUGAUUUGGGAUCUGUCUGUGAGCAGUUUGUCAAAGAUCCAGAAGUUGCUAAAUACUACCAACUUGUGCGUAAUGAUGGGAAACUGACAUGUGUGACUGUAUGCCACAAUCAACAUUCACAUCAUAAACGAUGCUACAAUGGGGGAAUCUGCUUAGUGUACAAAACUAUUGGACCUCUGUGCGAGUGUCUAAAUGUGGAAGAGACAUGGUACUUGAAUGAUGACUGCAGCCUCCCCAUACAUAGGACUCCUUUCUAUGCAGGGAUAAGCGUGACCCUUGCUUGUCUGUUAUUGAUAGUGGGAGUCUUGACUGCUUUCUUACUGAGGAACAAACAAAGGCAAAGCAAGAGGAGAAGGGACAUUCAAGAGCAACUGGUGAACCAGUGGCUGAAUGAGGACUUUGAGUGGUCCAGAUCCAACAGUGACAUUGACAAUACAGGAGAUUUCAACAACCUUGCUUACGCACAUGAAGAAGCAGCUGUCCACGGAGAGGAACUGGAAGGUUACAGACAACCUGCACCUGUCGAUAUUCUCACUGGACAUUUGGAUACUGAUGACAGACAGUUGAGCUCAUCGGCAAAUAUUCAUGGGCUGGACACAGAGCCAGUAACCUGCCACCUGCCAGUAACACCACGCCAGCACAAUACUCUGACUACUAAUACUCUCUCAUUUUCUACUGUUGAGCAUCCACAGUCUGACAGCCUGUCUCCCCCUCUGAGAGACCUCAGCCGGAUAAGCAGGCCCCAGAUUAGGAUAUCCUGGGACCCCUAAGCUGUGCAAUGAAAGCUGAGCCUUGACUCUGCAUCACUAUGGAUGAAGUCUCAGCUCUUCUGUCAGACCUGUUUUUGGUGCUUUCUCUUUAUGAUAUAAUUUAAAUUAUUUAUACCAGCUGCUUUUAGGUGUCAAUAGCACUGUUUGAUUUAUUUAUUUAUUUGUUUGUUUUGUAAAAUGGCAGCAGGGUAAGUGUUAGUGAUCAAAAUGCACUACAUACAGUAUAUUUAUGAUUUUGUGAUUAUAUAGUGAAAAUACUUUCUCUUUUUACGUAAAGGAAGGACUUGAAUUUCAAAUGUUUCUCCAUGCUGCUGUCCUGAUACAGUGACAAAUUGUUGUUUUAAUGUAUGAUAAUGACUGUUCAGUAACUAUUGACUGACUGUAGUAACAGGGAGAGUAGUACUGUGCAUGUUGACAUGUCUUGACCGGUCUUGACAGAACCACAGUGGAUUAAAGGAUGUAGGUGUAAAUAGAACUACAGUAUCACAAAAUCAGAAUGGCAGAGUUGGUAAUAAUUCACUGUUGGUUUGUCGCUACAAGUAACUCCUUUCACACUACACACAGUUAUUUGGCCAAUUGUUGGUAUAAAAACAUUUGAUUUUGACACUGAGUCACUUUAUAAAAUGGCUGACUGCCAGAACAAUGCACUACUGAACUAGGAAUUAGUUUUAUUUAUAUAAUUUUGCAAAUCAAUAUUGUUUGAGCUUUAAUGCUUUAUGCACCACGUAGCCUGAAUAAAAAAAAGUU